Branchiostoma floridae (Florida lancelet) is the source of this 2342-nucleotide messenger RNA. RefSeq names its product prokineticin receptor 2-like. Gene Ontology annotation, biological process: neuropeptide signaling pathway. Lineage: Eukaryota; Metazoa; Chordata; Leptocardii; Amphioxiformes; Branchiostomatidae. Gene Ontology annotation, molecular function: neuropeptide Y receptor activity. Bases 194 to 1429 code for a protein of 411 amino acids. The transcript has 8 exons. Gene Ontology annotation, cellular component: membrane. The record is from RefSeq and is a predicted model, not a curated record.
CCCAGUUUCUUCAGUUUCUGUGGGAGGAGUUCUUCAUCCAAUGGAAGUCCGUGGGGUUUCUUGGAAUCCAUAACACGCUGUGAAAGACAGAUGGCAAGGCCCGAGAAUACAGAGGGUUUCCUCCUGUCGCCUUCCCGGCGUUUCUCAACUAAAGUCUAGAAAGGUUGUCUAAUAGACGUGGAAAAUAAGCAUCAUGGAGAACAUAAGCAACAUGUCCCAGCCCAUGACUGCAGACGAGCUGUACGAAGACUUCGCUCCCAACAUGACCGACUUCUUCCACCAGGGAACCGACGGCGAAGUCCUCUGGGCAAAGAUCUUCCUGUGCACGGUGUACUCCAUCACCAUGCUGACCUGUGGUGUCGGGAAUCUCCUGCUCAUGGUCGUCAUCGCCAAGUACAAGGAGAUGCGGACCAUCACCAACGCGCUAGUAGCCAACCUGGCGCUGUCGGACUUCCUGGUGGCUGUGUUCUGCGUGCCGUUCAUACUAGACUACCACAUCGUCAGGCCCAACCGGCCGUGGACGUACGGCGACGUCACCUGCGCUGUCGUCAACUACGCCCGGAUGUCGUCUCUCUACGUCUCCACCAACGCACUGCUGGUCAUUGCCGUGGACAGAUACGUGGUGAUCAUGAUGCCGCACAUCCCUCGGAUGAGUCGCGCCGUGGCCACGUGUGUGGUGCUGGCGGUGUGGGUGUGCUCCAUGCUGGUGGCCAUCCCCACAGCCGUGUACUCACGUGCGCUGUACUAUGUGGACUUCCACGGCACGUUCUGUGGACUCGUCUGGCCUAUCGGACAUCAAGUCAGAUACAAAGCUUACUACUUGGCUGUUCUCCUUCUUGAGUUCAUCGCCCCGGUCCUGAUUAUGUCGUUCUGCUACAUCCGGAUAGCACGGCGUAUCUGGUACCGCACUGUUCCUGGCCAGCAGACUGAGUCUCAACAGGCGGCCAUGUUGAAAUCCAAGAAGAGGAACGUCCGACUGCUCAUCGUCAUUCUGGUGAUGUUUGUGCUGUGCUGGGGACCAUAUUACGGCUAUGCUGUGGUGAGAGACUUCUUCCCCCGUCUGCUGGCCAAAUCACGACUCAACAUCACCCUGCACUACGUAGUGGAGGCGGUGGCCAUGGGGAAUAGCUCCAUUGACACCGUGGUGUACAUCGCCAUGAACGGCAACGUGAGGAAGUUCAUGAAGAAGCUGCCGCACGACUGCUACACGUCCUACAUGCAGUGGAAGAGCCGCCGGGUCCAACCAGUCAGUGUCACGGUCGUGGGAGGCAGACGGCCCGUAGACAGACGCUCCUCGACCCGGUCCGACAACACCUUCCCUCCGUCUAACUACUCAAACUACAGAACCCGCGAUGUGAAGGAAGUCUUCUGUAUUGAAGACAAGGUGACCCAUAGAUCUAACACAGAGUAUCCUUACACUGGUGAAUGAAAGAUUGUUACAUUCUACCACAGUUUAUUGUCACAUUCAUCGUAGUUUGUCGUACGAUUGUGAUGCUGUAGGACUUGAAUGUAAUGAAUGUCCCUAUAGGAUUCUCCUCAGUUUGGGGUCAUGCAAUGAUCGUGCGACGAUCGCACGACGUAUACGACUGGCGCGGGAUACUUACCGACAGCAUGGGGAACCAUUGUCGCCAUGUAAAUCCUGACGUUUGGUUCUAGUUUCAAACUUACUGUACAAUAUAGAAUGUAUCACUAAAAUCAAAAGAAGAUCAGGAUGCUCGACUAUCUAGACAAGAGAAGAUCAAAAACAUUCCAUUUAAGAUAAUAACAUUGCUGAUAAGAAGGUGAUACCAUUGAAAACAAGGAAUAGUUAACAAUAUGUGCAAUAUAUAUGGUCUGUUUGAAAUGUACUAUUUAUGUAAAACGUAUAGACAUGAUCGUGUAGUUUCGUGGUUUACACUCACCUUAAAUAUGUCACAUAGUAAGUAUAAACUGUAUGUUGUCAAUUAUAAAUAUAUAUACGUCGCACAUAAACAUGUACAUAGAGACACAUACACGCACGAGCAAGUAUAUACAUACAUAUAUUUAUCUUUCAAUAUGUAUAUAUACAUUAUCUAUAUAACUACCUACCUAUCUAUUUAUCUAAUUACACUGGAGUUGAUUGAAGUUUUCUAGUUUCUACCUAAUUUAUGUUGUGAGCUAUAAUGAGCACAUGUGUAUUUGUUUCUAUGUUAUUCUAAUGCAUUGUGCACCACCAUAUAUGGAGAUAAAGCACUAUUGAAAACCGGAGUAUUGCACGGACUUUCAUGUCAACUGUCAUUGCAUAACGUCGUUGUGCUUUGUCGAUGAUAUCAAUGUGCACCAAGUAAUAUAUCAUUACCGUCAUUGUGACGGUCCUCUGUGAA